AUGGUUCUAAAGAUCCGUCUCGCGCGCUUCGGCAAGCGCCAUGCGCCCUUCUACAACAUCGUCGUCGCCCACGCCCGGUACGCCUUCGAUCCUCCCUCCGCGCGCAAGCCCAAUGCUCAUAUUCCUCGACUUGCACCAUCUACCCUACUCCCCCAUAACGAUACAGCUUUUGGACAAGACACAAGGAAACAAAAGGAGGAAAUCACAAGUUCUAACAUCCAACUCCAACCAACNAGAACCGCACGCGGCAGCAAACCCCUCGAAGUCCUCGGUACAUACGACCCCAUCCCAAAAACGCCCACCGAUGGCAAUGAGACGGCGAAAAAGUUCAAGGACAUCAAGCUCGACAUUCACCGCGCAAAGUACUGGUUGGGUGUGGGUGCUCAACCGAGCGAGCCUGCUUGGAGGUUGCUUAGCAUGAUCGGUCUGAUGGAGCCAAAAUUCAGGCCAGGACAGGAGAUCAAGAAGGAGGGUACUGCUGCAUGA
Aureobasidium vineae is the source of this 486-nucleotide messenger RNA. The record is from the annotation of a GenBank genome assembly. NCBI's taxonomy places the organism in Eukaryota, Fungi, Ascomycota, Dothideomycetes, Dothideales, Saccotheciaceae.